CAGCCCGCUCCAGCCAUGGGUGCCAGUUUCGGCCGGGUCCCCGGGCAGCUGCAGUCCACCUGGCUCGGCGUCGCCGCGGCGGCGGGACUGGCCACUGUGGCGCUGGGGACCAUGGCCUGGCGUCACGCGCGUCCCAGGCGACAUCAGCGGCUACAGCAGGUGGGAACAGUGGCACAGCUCUGGAUCUACCCGAUCAAGUCCUGCAAGGGGGUGUCGGUGAGCGAGGCAGAGUGCACUGCCAUGGGGCUGCGCUGCGGCCACCUGCGCGACAGGUUUUGGCUCGUGAUCAAUGAAGAGGGGAACAUGGUCACUGCCCGGCAGGAGCCUCGAAUGGUCCUGAUUUCUCUGACCUGUGAGGACGACAUCUUGACUCUCAGUGCAGCCUACACAAAGGACCUGUUGCUGCCUAUCACCCCACCUGCCACAAACCCACUCCUCCAGUGCAGAGUGCAUGGCCUGGAGGUUCAGGGCAGGGAUUGUGGAGAGGAUGCAGCUCAGUGGGUCAGCAGCUUCUUGAAGACCCAGUCCUGUCGCCUGGUGCACUUUGAACCACACAUGCGCCCCAGAAAUUCUCAGCAAAUGAGGGCUGAGUUUGGGCCCACAGACCAGGUGGCCUACUCAGAUGCCAGUCCAUACCUGGUCCUCUCUGAGGCAUCCUUGGAAGAUCUCAACUCCAGGCUGGAAAGAAGAGUGAAAGCAACAAACUUCAGGCCUAAUAUUGUCAUCUCGGGAUGUGGUGCUUAUGCUGAGGACUCUUGGAACGAGCUUCUCAUUGGAGAUGUGGAACUGAGACGGGUGAUGGCUUGCACCCGGUGCCUUUUAACAACGGUGGAUCCAGACACUGGCAGCACGGAUAAGAAGGAGCCUCUGGAAACACUGAAAAGUUACCGCCUGUGUGACCCUUCGGAACAAGCAUUAUAUGGAAAGUUACCCCUCUUUGGACAAUAUUUUGCUCUGGAAAAUCCAGGGAUGGUCAAAGUGGGAGACCCCGUGUACCUCCUGAGCCAGUGAUGGGAACUGUUCGUUCUGGAAGAACAGAUGUCUCUUAAAAACAUUUUAAAAACUGACAUCACUUGAAAUUGUUCUUCAGCCUGUUCUUUGGAUCCGUGAGUUCCAAGUGUUUCCUCUUUCAGAUUUCCUUCUGUUUCAAUGUUUCCUGGGGCCAGCACACAAAGCAGGGAAAUAUGGUCUUCUGAACUUAGCAGGUCCUUGUCAAGUUUCUUGAAGAAUGAAAGGAUUAUCACAUUGCCCUGUUUAUAAUUACAGAGUAAUUCUUCUACUUUGGCAUUCACUUGCCAAGACAACAGAUGUCCAUCAUAUCCCUAGCCUUCUUUUGGGAAAGAGAAGAAAAAAAGAAGACUGUGUAAGCCAGAAGCAUGUUCCAGAAUGUUUUGCUACCCCUGGACAUGGUGCAUACAAUGGAAAUUAAAUACUCUCCCAAGUGAAGUUGGAAUGAUGGAGUUUACUUUUUCCUCCAAGCCCAGGCUUUGGAAAGGGUUUAAAGAGCAAGCCCUGAAGAUACAAAUUAUCCCAUAGAUCCUCCUGGAUCAGAUACUGUUGCUUACCAGACAGUGUGAGGAUUUGAUGAAUCCUUUAGUCCAAGAACACCUCUGAAGUGUCAGGGUUCAAAGCCUGCUCUCUAAGAGCAUCCAGACUGGCUUCCAGCUCUGUGAAAAACAAGGUGAUUCCACUCUUGAAAAAAAGUGUUGAUGUGCCCCUCUAAAGGAUUCACGAUCGUUCCUAGCAUGUGGGGAAAGACAGUGACACCAGAGAAGGAGAUACCCUCUGGCUCCUGGGUGUCUAAGAUGAGAUUUGAUCUUGCCCAAGAAAAUGAUGGCUCUCUUAAUAUGAGCAAAAUGAGGUGGCCCUGAGAGGCUACGGCACUGCCUAGUGGUGGUGAAUGGUAGCUGAGCUUACCUUGAGAAAAAUUAAAAAGAAGGAAAAAAAAGCAAUCUUGUGCUUGUUGUUUAGUUUUAAAAAGUAAAACAUUUUAAAAACUGA
Grammomys surdaster is the source of this 2001-nucleotide messenger RNA. RefSeq names its product mitochondrial amidoxime reducing component 1 (gene Mtarc1). Gene Ontology annotation, cellular component: mitochondrial inner membrane. The record is from RefSeq and is a predicted model, not a curated record. Gene Ontology annotation, biological process: nitrate metabolic process. The coding region runs from base 16 to 1011 and encodes 331 amino acids. Gene Ontology annotation, molecular function: nitrate reductase activity; molybdopterin cofactor binding; pyridoxal phosphate binding. The transcript has 7 exons. Lineage: Eukaryota; Metazoa; Chordata; Mammalia; Rodentia; Muridae.